GCCAAGAUCACGCCACUGCACUCCAGCCUGGGCGACAGAGCAAGACUCCGUCUCAAAAAAAAAAAAAAAAAAAAAAAAGAACAAAUGGAAACCAGAAAUCAGAUGUUUAUGCCCAAGAAAAGCAGGAUUUCGUUCAGCACUACUCCCAGAUCGUUAGGGUGCUGACUGAGGAUGAGAUGGGGCACCCAGAGACAGGAGAUGCUACUGCCCGGCUCAAGGAGGUCCUGGAGUACAAUGCCAUUGGAGGCAAGUAUCACCGAGGUUUGAUGGUGCUAGUAGCGUUCCGGGAGCUGGUGGAGCCGAGGAAACAGGAUGCUGAUAGUCUCCAGUGGGCACUGACUGUGGGCUGGUAUGCGGAACUGCUGCAAGCUUUCUUCCUGGUGGCAGAUGACAUUAUGGAUUCAUCCCUUACCUGCCAGGGACAGAUCUCCUGGUAUCAGAAGCUGGGCAUGGGUUUGGAUGCCAUCAAUGAUGCUAUCCUUCUGGAAGCAUGUAUCUACUGCCUGCUGAAGCUGUAUUGCUGGGAGCAGCCCUAUUACCUGAACCUGAUGGAGCUCUUCCAGCAGAAUUCUUAUCAGACUGAGAUUGGGCAGACCCUCGACCUCAUCACAACCCCCCAGGGCAAUGUGGAUCUUCGCAGAUGCACCGAAAAAAGGCACAAAUCUGUUGUCAAGUACAAGACAGCUUUCUACUCCUUCUACCUUCCUGUAGCUGCAGCCAUGUACAUGUCAAGAAUGGAUGACAAGAAGGAGCACACCAGUGCCAAGAAGAUCCUGCUGGAGAUUCAAGAGUUCUUUCAGAUUCAGGAUGAUUACCUUGACUUCUUUGGGGACCCCAGUGUGACUGGCAGAGUUGGCAAUGACUUCCAGGACAACAAAUGCAGCUGGCUGGUGGCUCAGUGUCUGCUACAGGCCACUCCAGAACAGUACCAGAUCCUGAAGGAAAAUUACAGGCAGAAGGAGGCCGAGAAGGUGGCCCGGGUGAAGGCACUAUACGAGGAGCUGGAUCUGCCAGCCGUGUUCUUGCAGUAUGAGAAAGACAGUUACAGCCACGUUAUGGGUCUCAUCGAAUAGUAC
This is a messenger RNA of Gorilla gorilla gorilla (western lowland gorilla), 1076 nucleotides long. RefSeq names its product farnesyl pyrophosphate synthase-like. Gene Ontology annotation, biological process: trans, trans-farnesyl diphosphate biosynthetic process. The record is from RefSeq and is a predicted model, not a curated record. Gene Ontology annotation, cellular component: cytoplasm. Gene Ontology annotation, molecular function: (2E,6E)-farnesyl diphosphate synthase activity; dimethylallyltranstransferase activity. NCBI's taxonomy places the organism in Eukaryota, Metazoa, Chordata, Mammalia, Primates, Hominidae. The coding region runs from base 177 to 1073 and encodes 298 amino acids. The transcript has a single exon.